AUGAAAUCUGCCGUUCGUCUUGUUAUGAAGACCUGGAGUGCUGGAAUUCUGCUCGCUGUCACACUGAUCAUGGUACCAGUUGGGUCAUUCCCAGCAACAGGCUCCAUUCGGAACAACUCUGUACAGUAUCUUCUUGUCAACAACUCAGCUAGCACAAUGAUGGUGACCAAGACUACAUCUCAGCUGGCAGAAGAAAAAUCUAACGUAACUGCGAUGGUUGGUACAUCGUUCAUACUGAAGAAUCCUUGGGAAACGGAAAGGCAAAAAACCUUGCUAACAGUAUGGAAUGUGAAAUUUAUAAAUGAGACAUGUUAUUUAUCCUACAUGAGUAGCAAAAAUCUAUCUGAUACAAACUGCACUGAGAAUAUUAAGUGGUUAUCUAGACCAGAAAAAGAACAAGCUCUUCUUAUAAAGUCAGUGCAGAUUUUCAACGAAGGAUUUUAUAAGUGUUCUAGUUCAAUCAAUGAGGGCACUUUCAUCCGCGAAUAUGCUCUAACCGUGUUAGUGCCUCCUCAGGUGCGCCUGACCUAUGGCUACAAUGGAACCGCUGUGUGUAUGGCAGCUGCAGGAAAACCAGCUGCCCAGAUCUCAUGGGGCCUUAAAGGGGAUUUUAGCACUGUGAUUAAAACUUUGCCUAAUGGCACAAAGACUAUCAUAAGCACAUAUAAUAUCACCAGUGCUGAAGAGAAUAUCUUAACUUGCUACGUUUCCCAUCCAGCUUGGAACAACUCCCGAGUCUUAAGUCUCCCCUCAGGCAGAAAUGGCAAAAAAUGGAAGGAUUCUAAAGGCCCCCUUCUGUAUUCCAUCCUCGCUGUUCCGGGAGCUAUUCUGAUUUUGCUUCUCAUCUACCUCGUCAGACUCUUCUUAGGAAAGCAAAAGGAAGUCAAUACAUCUAAAAGUCCAGAAACAAUUUCAAGACCCAGCAUCCAGGAGAAUGAGAUGGAGCCCUACGCCACCUUUGUGCAAAUGGAAAAUGUGAUCUAUGAUUCCACGUUUGACACCUCAGUAGGCAAACACUUUCCACCAGGGGUUUUACCUUCCACAUAAGUCUCCAUCUGACUCUAGCUUU
Euleptes europaea (tarantolino) is the source of this 1069-nucleotide messenger RNA. It is a transcript of the gene CD200R1, whose product is annotated as CD200 receptor 1. Gene Ontology annotation, biological process: regulation of neuroinflammatory response. The transcript is spliced from 7 exons. Gene Ontology annotation, molecular function: signaling receptor activity. The record is from RefSeq and is a predicted model, not a curated record. Bases 1 to 1047 code for a protein of 348 amino acids. Lineage: Eukaryota; Metazoa; Chordata; Lepidosauria; Squamata; Sphaerodactylidae. Gene Ontology annotation, cellular component: external side of plasma membrane.